CGGGAUUAUUCGUGAACUCAAGUGCCCCCCAAUCCGCCGAAGAGAGCUACAACUGUUUUAACAGCUGACACACUUCCCAUUUCGAUCAGGUGAAGCGGGAUUUCUGGGCUUAGCGGCCGCUGCUGUUGUCCCCGCGGGCUCUUCUCCUCUCUGUGGAUGGUGCGUAAUAUCAUCUGGAGAGGCCGAGGCCGACAUUUUACCCCGGUCCGGAGGAGCCUUCACUCCGAGGGGACAUCCGAGGACACGCGAUAAGGCUGGGAGGCUGAGAGCUGCAGGGCUGCGACAUGUGAAAAGAGCUCCACCCCUUGACCCUGUCAACUCUCGACCUUAGCAGAAUUCACUUGAACUGACGUUGUGACCGCGACCUGACACCCUCCUGCCUCGGGCAUGCCUCAGCCGGGUAUGAAUGGGAUGGAGCCUGCGUUUGGCGAGGCCUACGGGGGACACAGGGGUCUGCUGAGCCCCUACCCUCUGGCCAUGUCGCCACAAGGGGGCAGGACUGAGUACGACCAGAGCGUGCUCCUCAUGCUGGGCUCCCCGGCAUCGCCAAGGAAACGGCCCUUUGAGUUGCUAAGCGACCUGGUGGAUGAUGGUGGCUUUGGCGAGGACCUGCACCCGGAGCGCUGGGACGUGUCUGCUCUGGACGAGAUGGCUCGCUACACCAAGCUGGGCCUCGGGGUGGGAGGGGAGCUGCUGGCCUGCUCUGAGGAGGCCGUCCUGAUGGGCCGCUGGGGGAGAAGCCGGGAGGAGCAGGAGGAGGAAGAGGAAGAGGAGAGGAGGAGGAGGAGCAAACACACAGCUCCUCCUAUCACCCAGGAAGUCCAGGCCACUGCUGCAGGAAGGGAGGAGGAGCGUAUCUCUGUUGCCACAACAACAGAGAGGGAGUUAUGUGUUGCAGGAAGAGCAGCCGGAGGAGGACAGGAUGGGGGGAUGUCGAGGGAGCGUACAGUGGAGGUGUAUCAGGUGGCACAGGAGGAAGAAGAGGUGGCGGCGGCAGCGGCGGCGGCAGGUUUGACUCUGGAGCACUGCAGCGAGGAACACAACUACUCCUUGAGCCAGGGCGAGGUGCUGGUGGCAGGGCCUGGUCCCAACUCCCAGACAGACGGGGUGCGGGCGGGGGAAACGCAGCAGGAGGUACGGGGUAGGGAGGAGAGCCAGGCCAAAACUGAGCUGAACCCGGAGGAUGAGGAGCAGGAGGAAGAGGAGGAUGAUGAAGAGGAGGAAGAAGGAGAAGAGGGAGCAGAGGAGACGGCGGUGGAAGCUGAACUCUCCAGCUCCUCAGAAACUGAAUGUGAGGUGGAGGCCGAGCCAGUGAGGCAGCCAGGUGAGCGCCCUGCAAAACGCCGCUGUUUCUGGGAGUACCGACGUGCUCGAGAGACGGCCACAAAGAAGAAACUGGGCGGAGACGUUCACUGGUCUCUCUCCUGGAGCUCCAGCACUCUACCCAGCACACUGUACCGCCGAGAGGGCAAAAAAGGGCGGCGCAAAGCUCGUAAGACAGACGCCAGCGACCUGACACCAAACCCACAGAAGCUCCACAAUAUUGGGGAGCAGCUACAGAAGCUCAAUGCUGCCAUCGACGGCAUGGGUCCAGUCAAUGACCUGCCGGCCGUGGCCCGAGCCCGGUCCCGUAAAGAGAAGAACAAGCUGGCCUCCAGGGCCUGCCGGCUGAAGAAGAAGGCCCAGCACGAAGCCAACAAGAUCAAGCUGUGGGGGCUCAACCAGGAGUAUGAGAACUUGUUGGGAGCUCUGCUGCGGAUCAAAGAGGUGAUCCGACGGCGGGUGGAGAGCAGCGAGGAAGAGGACACGGACGAGCGAGGGAUGACCCAACGCCUGGAAGACAUCCUGCGAGAGUCCAGCGGUCCUUUGGUUGCCGGGCGGACCAAAGACUUUGUGCAGAGGAUUUUGGCGGCCAGCGCGGGCGGUCAGAACCAGCACAAAGAAGCCACGCAGGGAGAUGAUGAGGCAGCGGGCUAAACUCACCCAGCAUCCCCCUCCUCCCUCCCUCCCUUCCCCUCCCAGCACCACCAACCAACCUGACCAAGCUUCUCUACACCGCCUCCACUCUCAAGUUGUAUACAUUUGAGUAAGAGAUGAAGAGGUGGAGAUACUGGGAAAGAGGAGGAGGAAGGAGUAGCCUAAACAAAAUGGAAGUAAAUUGCCACCCUGCUCCUGGCCCUCUCCUGUUGGCCCUCCAAACAGCAGCCGUCUUCACCGCUCUGUCCCUUCGGGCUGCACCGCAACCACCACCAGGCCGGAGCUGCCGCCGCCGCUGCUGCUGCUGCUGACGUCUCUGUAUUCUGUGUUCUGUCCGUCUGUCUGUGUAUGUAUGUGUAUGUUUGUGUGUGUGUGUGUGUGCGCAUGUUGGACAUGUAACAUAGUGUAUGAGCGUGUAUAGUGUUCCUCUCUCCCUCUGUGUGCUGUAUUUGUAUCCCAGUGUGCCUAUGAAUAGACAUUGCACUGUUUUGUAGAUGGUUGUAGUUGCCGGCAGGGGACCGGUAGUGAGCCGAGGGCGAGGGGGCAUUUGAGGAUAGAGGAAAUGCUAAAAUAAGGAAGUGGGAGGAGCCCAGGCCUGGAAGACAAAGAAAUGGGUGUGUGUUUUUUUUAUUUGGCUGGGCUCCUAUAGAAGCACUGCCAUACCAUUUGGAUUGCAUCGGCUUCUGAAAUGUCAGUAAAUGUUGUGACACACAACAAGUGAUGGAGUCCUGAUGCCAGACCAGCUGUUGAUGGAAACAACAGCCUGUUUGUUGUGGAAAAGUCCUUGGAGCUUUAAUAACCCCCCCGCCCCCCCAAAACACCCUUCCACC
Chelmon rostratus (copperband butterflyfish) is the source of this 2807-nucleotide messenger RNA. Its product is annotated as CREB3 regulatory factor-like. The transcript has 11 exons. Gene Ontology annotation, molecular function: DNA-binding transcription factor activity, RNA polymerase II-specific; RNA polymerase II transcription regulatory region sequence-specific DNA binding. Gene Ontology annotation, biological process: regulation of transcription by RNA polymerase II; response to unfolded protein. The record is from RefSeq and is a predicted model, not a curated record. NCBI's taxonomy places the organism in Eukaryota, Metazoa, Chordata, Actinopteri, Chaetodontiformes, Chaetodontidae. Gene Ontology annotation, cellular component: nucleus. The coding region runs from base 388 to 1977 and encodes 529 amino acids.